CGCGUGCAGACAUUCGGACGCUGUGCCGUGUGUUGUUGCGAUCAGCUGAUUGAGUCCGAGUGACGUUUACUUCCCGCAGUCAUGGAAAACUCAAAAUUCAGGGCCAAGGCCAAGAGAGCAGAGCGGAGGGCUAGGAUCCAGACGUACCGGCCCGAGUGGGAAGACGAGGCUGACCUCAAGGACUGGAUCGAAUGCAGCGAGAAGGGGGUGGAGUACGUGUGGUGUCGAGUGUGCGAGUGUCACUUGAAGGCCAAGCACAGCGACCUCACGCACCAUGCACAGACUGUCAAACACAGGAGAGCUUUUGAGAACUGUGGACAAUAUGAAGCCAAGAGAAGUGGAAAGAGACCGAGGGAAUCAUACGUUGAGGAUGAGUUGGAGAAAGCUGUGAAAGAUGUUAUUAACAAAAAGAUGGGAUAUGACAAGGCUGCAAAACUAUACAAAGUUGAAAAGGAAGCUAUACGGUACAUGGUCAGAGGGAGACGCUCAGAGAAAGCAGCUAACACUGAGGACUCAGACGAAGUGGAGUGCAGCCAGGAUAAUGACUCCCCCAUGACCCUUGUGCCAGAACCCAUCCUUGGUGAACCUGAUCCUGGAGCUGCUCCCUUGCAACAAAAGCCAGAGCAUUACCAUCUGCAACACAAUAACCACUUAAUGACUGUGCUGUCAGCUCUUGCCCAAGAUGAAGUGUUUGUGGAUGUUACUCUGACUGCUCAGGGUCAUUCUGUUAAGGCCCACAAGUCUGUGCUGUCUGCCAUGAGCCCAUACUUUAAGGGUGUACUACAGGAUAACCCAUGCCAACACCCCAUCAUUAUCAUGCCACAUGAUGUCAAAUUUGAGGAGCUUGUGAAUAUAAUAAAUUAUAUCUAUAAGGGUGAGGUGACUGUUGGGGCAGGGGAGGUCAAGUCCCUAUUAAAGGCAGCUGAAGUACUUCAGGUGACUGGCUUGGUUCCUUCUGAAGAUAUCACCAUGCAUCCUAGCAAUGAAGACCUUGCCAUAGCCAACACAAUAAAUGACUUCCUCACCUCAACAAAUAGUUUUUGUGCUCCGGCCACUGACGUCACCCAAGUUAGCACCACUCCAGCAGCAGUAAGCAAGUCUCAGAGUGCGGGUACUCCCAUCACCCCUGAGGCAUCCACCUUCCCCACAUUCAUAGUGCAGGGGAAGGUAAUUAAAAAGCCAGGACCAGUGCAAGCAAGUUUACCUCUAGAGGAAAGCAUGAAGACACCAUUUGAGUUUGUUAAUGUUGACAUGGAAUAUAUGAAACAGAGUACCCCAACAUUAGAAGGAAGAAGUAUACAGGGUUUUGCCGCACCACAACCGCAACACACCGCACACAUUGCCCCCCCUCAGCCACAUCAGAAGAAUGGUGAAUCAUACAGUCCCAUGGUAGGAGAUGGAGUUAAAGAGGAGCCUGCUGCUGCUGUCAGCUUUCCCCAGCCUCACAACACAGCUCCAACGCAGCUCACAUCUUGAGCAUCAUUGAGGUGUUGAGGUUGAGGUAUAUAUUGCAUUCAUAUUGAUAUGAUCACAAAAAGAAUAGGAAGACUAUUUGAUGAAGAAGGGAAACAAUUAAGGAAGGCUGAGUGUCUCUAACUAUGCUGGUAAAUUUUUUAUCUAAAAGUGAAGAGAGUUGCAAAAAGCCCUAGUAAGUAAUAUUACCAACUGAAAAAUAGUUAUUUUGAUAAAAGUUAAUUUUAAAUAAUAGAGGGUACACGAUUCAGCAGUCUUGAUUAUGUUAGUUGCCAGAUGGACUAAAUAAAAUCAAGUUAAACAUUUUUUUUUUAUAUCACUGCUAAGGUUUUGUAGUUAUUAACCUGCUGCCACCAUGUCCCAUGUGAGUUUCGUGUAUUUACUGACUUUACACAUAGAUUGUUCCACAAGUACUAAGUCACCUGUUUACCUUUUUCCUUGAUUUUUGGAUAUGAUUUCUUUUAUCUUGCAUUGUUGUUUGUAAUGACAAUAAGAUAACAUCAUUAUAAUGUCUAUGAUAAUAAUAUCAUUGAUAGUGAUAGUAUUAAUGAUCAAAAAAAGACUCAAAGAAAAGUGAAUUCAGGUUAGGUCACAAGUUCUACUAAUUGACUCCUUUGUGGCUAAACACAUUGAGAGCCAUCUAUGUGCAGAGACAUUUCACAAAGUAAUAUUACAUUGAACACUACAUUUUCCAAAUGACAAGGGGUGAAAUCAGUGUAGUAUGAAAAUACUAUUUUCAAACUGGAUACAUUUUUGUAGCUGCUGUUUGUAAAAUGCUAAUAUUUUUCUGAUUUACAGGAGUUAUAAAGUGGUUUUAUCUUCACAAGUUAAAUUAUUAGGUUUCUCACAAGAGAAAGGUAAUGGCUAUUCAAAAUGCUUUGCUAAUAUGUUGUUUUUAUAGCACUAACUUUACCUUACCAUACUUUACUUUACUUUCCCUAACUUUGCUGUGUCACUUUGCCUUGCAUUGUCUUGCUUUUCUGUCGCUUACCUUACCUCGCCUUACCUUGCCUUACGGACUCCCUCCUAACUUAAUGUAACGCACUGCUAUAGUUGUGGUAUAACCUUACUCUACUUUAGUUUGAUUUACUUUGUUAUACUGCACACUACCUUUUUUAUUGAAUCUUUCUUACCAUACCAAGUCGCAUGUUUUCUUCCCAUAUAAUAUGUUUUCUUAUCUUCUAAUGUUGAAUUUACCUUGCCUUACCUUGCCUCCCUUACAUUUCUUUUUGCCUUGCCUUACUCAGCUUACUUUACUUUACCUCAACAUAGCAUAGCUUUGAUAACCUUGUAACCUUGAUAUUUAGAUACUCACCUGACCUCACCUGACCUCAUCUGACCUGACCUCACCUGACCUCACCUAACCUGACCUCAGCUCAGCUCAGCUAAGCUCACCUCACCUCACCUCACCUCACCUCACCUCACCUCACCUCAC
Molecule: messenger RNA, 2908 nt
Organism: Penaeus chinensis
Lineage: Eukaryota; Metazoa; Arthropoda; Malacostraca; Decapoda; Penaeidae
Product: zinc finger and BTB domain-containing protein 9-like
Exons: 7
Coding region: 82-1476 (464 amino acids)
Biological process (GO): regulation of transcription by RNA polymerase II
Cellular component (GO): nucleus
Molecular function (GO): protein binding; DNA binding
Source: RefSeq, a predicted model, not a curated record